Toxotes jaculatrix (banded archerfish) is the source of this 4585-nucleotide messenger RNA. It is a transcript of the gene atp8b3, whose product is annotated as ATPase phospholipid transporting 8B3. Gene Ontology annotation, biological process: phospholipid translocation; Golgi organization. Bases 794 to 4219 code for a protein of 1141 amino acids. The record is from RefSeq and is a predicted model, not a curated record. The transcript is spliced from 31 exons. Gene Ontology annotation, cellular component: plasma membrane. Gene Ontology annotation, molecular function: ATPase-coupled intramembrane lipid carrier activity; ATP hydrolysis activity; ATP binding. Lineage: Eukaryota; Metazoa; Chordata; Actinopteri; Toxotidae.
AGCCAAUCGCGUUGUGUCCUCGUACUGUCUGUCUAAAGCUGUGGAAACCGAUCCGGCAACUUCACAUGGAGAGCGGAAGUCCGAGGCAACGGUGAGGUCACGAUCAAACCAACAGAUGGCUCUGUACUGUCAGCUGCAGUGCAUCUCAGAUGUUAUGUGUUGCUCCAUUAAUCCCCAAUCAUCUUCCAGAUACCGUCCACUGCAUUACCGUAUUGCAUAUCAUCUUCUGGGAUAUUUAUGUGUCCUCAAGCCUUGUAUGUUUUCCAUUUGAGAGUCCUGGAGUCACUCUCCCACAAAGGCUACCAGCAAUAGUUUUGCACAGGAGCUGAAGAAAUUCAGAGUAACACACUACAAGGAUGUCUUCAGUUGAGCCCUCAUACCUCCUCAGUAACUGUAAAGGAGUACACUCUGUGACACCUGAGCCUUCACCUGGGAGAAAGAAAAAGGCGAGGCCAGAGCCAUGUUGUUGUGUGAUAAGGAAAACGACAAAGGAGGGGGAUGGAUGAAACAGGUGUGUGUUAUGAAAAGCAGCUGAGGAAUGGUUAUGAAAAAACCCACGUUAAUCUCUAGCUGUGGUCAGUGGAGCUUCGUGAUUGAUGGCUCAGCUCUGUCAACUGGUUGCAAGUGCCAUACAGUGGUCGAGAACAGUCCGGGCAAACAGUGCAGGUUCGAUUCUAAUGGUUGGAUCUGAGCGAUCUCAGUUCUCUCUCACCAGGGUUGCUCAUGCAGCUUCCAGUCAAGAGUCAUCCAGAGACAUUGCAUAAUAAAGGUCUACAAACAUCGACACAACAUCAUGGCAAAGGAAAGUACUGAAUCUGGCCUCUCAUGGGAGGUGAGGGCAAACAGCCGCCACUACCACAAACACAAACAGAAGAAAUCCCUUUUAUGCUUCCACUGGGGGCGAUACUCGGACAAUGUGGUGCGCAGCUACAAGUAUUCCCCCCUGACUUUUCUACCUCUGACGCUGUUUGAACAGUUCCAGCGAGUGGCCAAUCUCUAUUUCCUCCUCAUGGUGGUGAUGCAGUGUGUCCCUGCCAUCUCAUCCAUACCCUGGUACAUCACUAUCAUCCCUCUGAUCAUCGUACUCUCUGUGAGAGGGCUGAAAGACCUCGCCAACGACAUGCAAAGGAGACGCAGUGACUCUGAGAUUAACUCCCGACCCUGUGACGUGCUCAUCUCCCAGAGCUUUAACACAGCACAGUGGAAGGACCUGUGUGUGGGAGAUGUACUACGGAUCCACAAAGACCAAGUCAUCCCUGCAGAUCUUCUCCUCCUGUGCAGUUCAGAGCCUCACAGUUUGUGUUAUGUGGAGACAGCAGACAUUGAUGGAGAGACCAAUCUCAAAUACCGACAGGCACUGAGCGCCACACACACCGAGCUGACCUCUCACCCCUCAGAGGAGACCCUCGCUGCCUUUGAUGGUGUUGUGCUCUGUGAGGAACCCAACAAUCGCCUGUACACCUUCAGGGGCCAGCUGCACUGGCGAGGACAGUGUCAUCUGCUGGACAACGAGCACAUCCUGCUGAGGGGAACAGUCCUGCGCAAUACAGAGUUUGCUUAUGGCUUGACCAUAUACACUGGCGCCGACACUAAGAUCUUGAGGAACUGUGGGAAACUGAGAGUGAAGACGACGCAAACGGAAAAAGUUUUCAACAGAGUGGUGAUCGGGAUAGUCCUGUCCGUGCUGCUGGCAGCUCUGCUUCUUGCCAUCGGCUGUGGCGUGUUUUCGAGUCAGGUCAUGAGUCAGACAGGGGUUCUCUCUGCUCUGGUGGUUAACGGCAAUCCAGUCUACACCGGGUUCCUCAUCUUCUGGAGCUACAUCAUCCUGCUUAGCCCAGCCAUGCCCAUAGCCCUCUACAUCUCGUUUGAGCUGAUCCACACGGUUCACAGCCUGUUUAUUGGCUGGGAUUUAGGGAUGUAUUGGCAGCAGGCAGACAGACCGGCCCAGGCCAGGAAUACCUCACUGAACGAGGAGCUCGGCCAAGUGGGAUACCUGCUGAGUGACAAAACUGGGACACUAACUCAGAACCGUUUGCUCUUCAGACAGUGCUGCAUAGCUGGGGAGAUCUAUGGUGAUGCAUCAGUCAGGGCAGAGGACAUAGAGCCCAUGGACUUAAGCUGGAAUCCAUUCUCUCGCGGUGGUCUUUGCAUGUCGGCUCCCAGCCUGGUGGAGAAACUCAGAGGACAGCAGUGUCCAAUCAGCAGACAGUUCCUCACCGCACUGUCUUUGUGUCACACUGUCAUGGCUGAGUGGAAGGAAGAGGCUCCAGUUUACCAGGCUGCAUCCCCAGACGAGGAAGCUCUCGUUGGUGCAGCCAGGGAGCUGGGCUGGGUCUUCCUUUCUAGGACAAGAGACUUUAUUGUUGUCUCUGAGCUGGGUGUUACUCGACAGUAUCAGCUGCUGGCACUGCUGGACUUUACCAGCAAGAGGAGACGCAUGUCUGUCCUGGUUCGGGAGCCAGAGGGUGGGUUAAAGCUGUACUGUAAAGGGGCGGACAUAGUGAUCCUGGAGAGACUGCAGAAGGACUCUCUGUAUCAGGAAAGGACUGAAACAGUGCUUGAGCUGUUUGCUCAGGCCUGCCUGAGGACUUUGUGUGUUGCGGUUCGAUCUGUUUCUGAGGCAUCAUGGGAACAGUGGAGUAAAACUCUGGCCCAGUCUGCGGCAAUGGCGACCUGUGACCGUGACGCAGCGCUGGAAAAGCUAUAUGAUCACAUGGAGAGUGAGCUGCAGCUUCUGGGGGUGACAGCUAUAGAGGAUCGGCUUCAGGAGGGCGUGCCUGAGACUAUUGCUCUGCUUCAACAGGCUGGGCUUAAAGUAUGGGUACUUACUGGGGACAAAAAAGAGACUGCAGUGAAUAUUGGAUAUUCUUGCAAACUACUGGAUCCCGAUACCAGAUUACUGGAAUGGCAGGAGCUGAGACAGAUACUCCAGGCCCCAGACCCAGGGGUGAGUUUCUUCAAGGCCAGACAGAUGGAGCUGUGGGCUGUAGACACGGAGAUGGCCAGAGCGAAGACCGCUGUGGUCCUCACUGGACCUGAGCUGGCAGAGUUUGAUCAGAGACCAGAAUGGGGGGCCACGUUCAUGAGCCUGGCAGAACAGUGUCAGUCGGUGCUGUGCUGCCGUGUAACGCCUGCACAGAAGGCUGACAUCGUCAAGUUGGUGAGGAAACACACCAGCGCAGUCACUAUGUCCAUCGGGGACGGUGCCAAUGAUGUAAACAUGAUCAAAACGGCUCAUAUUGGUGUGGGACUGGCGGGAGUGGAGGGAGGUCAAGCAGUGCAGAAUGCAGAUUUUGCAUUGUCCCGGUUCAGAUUUCUGCAGAGGCUUCUGCUGGUGCACGGGCGCUGGUCAUACAGGCGCAUUUCCCUCUUCCUGCGCUACUUCCUGUUUAAGACCUGUGGCUUUGCUCUGGUGCACGUAUGGUUCGGUUUCUUCAAUGGCUUUAGUGCUCAGUCUCUGUAUGAGACAUGGUUCAUCGCUCUCUACACAGUCUUCUACACAGCAUUCCCAGUUAUGUGUGUGGCCUUCUUUGAACAGGAUGUGAGUGCAGACAACAGCCUCAGGUGGCCUGAGCUGUACAAGUCCGGACAGCGACAGGAGCUCUCCAGCCCUCUGAUGCUUUGCCUGUCACUCCUGUACGCCGUUUACACAUCGCUUGUUCUCUUCUUCAUCCCGUUCGGAGUUUUCUACAACACAGCCUUUGACUACCAGACCAUGGCGGUCACUGUCGCCAUGGCUGCCACGUUUACUGCCACAAUUGAGAUUAUGCAGCUGACCAGAUACUGGACUAAGUUCAAUAUCGCAGCGGUGUGUGUCUCUGUGCUGCUGUUCUUCAUCUGUUCCAGGAUCACCCACAACUCCCGCCUGUUUCAGAGAUCACCCAGCGACUAUUACUUCCUCGGUGUGUCUGAUAAGGCCUUCAUUGAUCCAGUUGUGUGGCUCACAGCUCUACUCACCUCCUGGAUGGCUGUUUUGCCCUCAGUGACCUCUCAUGCCCUCAAUGUCAUCCUCACCAUCCAUGACAGACACAAGGUCCACAGUGUGUCCCCUCAGCCGGUGGAGCUGAGGUCAAACUUCAGAAGAGGGACGACUUUCCGCCGUUCCUCUUAUGCCCUCUCUCAGGGACCUGGACAUGGACGCCUGAUCACCUCUGGGAUGCACAUCCACAGCACAGCGCUGCCGGUGCAUGAGAAGGUGACUGCUGACUUACAAGGCUAAAUUCACACGAAGCACAAUAAUAACACUACAAAUUGCACAUGAAUAAUGAGUUUCUAAUGGGAAAGUAUGUGAAUAUGUAGACUGUUUCUGUAACACAGACUUGAAAAGAUGACUCGUUAUAUUUUCUGUAUUUUGUUUUUGGGGGGGCGACUCUUAGUGGAGCUAGCACUCUUUUGUAUGGCUGCUAUUUUCCAAUAAAGUAAGUAAUAUAAUAUACAAAAUACAUUAUGUACCACAAACCUAGUUUAUUACCUUUACAUAGUUUACUUCUGUAUGAAUAUCUUUCCUCUUUGUAGUGACUGCUGUUGUGGUAAAAAAAAUUCAGAUUUCCAUCUGCUGAGGUCACAGGGGAUUCCCCUUAAAAGA